AUCAAUCAAUCAUGAAACUCCACAUUUUCACACACAACACACACUAGCCAUGGAUUCCUCUCUCCUCCGCUCAAUUCCGCCCAAACCCCCCUUCUCAAACCCCAAUUAACGAUUCAUAAACUCUCCUAACCCUAGUUUCCUACCCUACCGCUAUGGCUAUAAUCACGGGCGAUAGGUAUCUCGAAUCACUCGUAAAAUUCGUGGAGAAUCAGGCGGAGAGGUUAAUUGAAGGGACUCUGGUGCUGAAAUUGAAUCCGGUGGGUUUGCGGUACGUUCAAUCCAGGCUGGAAGCGUUGGCGGAGGUGGAGAGCUUGUUGGCCGGGGCUCCGGUUGAUUAUUUGCGGGCUUAUGUUUCUGAUUUGGGUGAUCACCGAGCACUCGAGCAGUUACGGAGGAUACUCCGCCUUCUUCCGUCGUUGAAGGUGGUUUCGGUUUUGCCUCCUCUGCGGCGGGAUCCAACGCCGCUGUACCUGCUUCCGUUUGCGAGGUUGAAGGUGUUGGAACUCCGCGGAUGUGAUUUGUCCACAUCGGCUGCUAAGGGGUUGCUUGAGUUAAGGUUCACGCUUGAGAAAUUGAUUUGUCAUAAUUCAACCGAUGCACUGCGGCAUGUAUUUGCGAGUAGAAUUGCGGAUAUUAAGGAUUCACCGCAGUGGAACCGGUUGUCUUUUGUUUCGUGUGCGUGUAACAGCCUGCUUCUUAUGGAUGAGUCUUUGCAGCUUCUUCCUGUGGUUGAAUCCCUUGAUUUGAGUAGGAACAAGUUUGCAAAGGUGGAUAAUCUCAAGAAGUGCACCAAAUUGAAGCACGUGGAUUUGGGAUUUAAUAACCUGAGAAGUAUUGCAUCAUUCAGUCAGGUCUCGUGUAAGAUUGUUAAGCUUGUGUUGAGGAACAAUGCUUUAACUUCAUUGCAUGGCAUUGAACAUUUGAAGUCACUACAAGGGCUUGAUAUUUGCUACAAUAUUAUUUCAAACUUCUACGAGAUAGAGAUCCUUGCUGGCCUUCCAUCUCUUCAGAACUUGUGGUUGGAAGGAAAUCCUCUUUGCUAUGCAAGAUGGUUCAGAGCCCAAGUUUUUAGUUUUUUUGCGCAUCCAGACCAACUUAAACUGGAUGACAAGAAAAUCUCCUCAUGUGAGUUCUGGAAGCGUUCAAUCAUAAUUUCAAGCCGUCACGAAAAGCCUGCUAGCUUUGGAUUCUAUUCACCUGUCCUAGAUGAUGCUGAUGUAGAAGGAAGUAUAAAUUCAAAAAGGAAGCGAAUCUCUCGUCUUGCAUGUAUUGAGAAUGACGAGCAAAGUGCAUGUAUAGGUUCUGACCAAGACUCACUGUCGUGUGAAAAUGAAAUUCAAAGCAAAGAUGAGGAUGCCAAUGCUGUCGAAGAAGCUGAAAUAGAUGAUUUGAUGAAAAGAAUUGAAUAUAUGAAGAAAGAUCAUUCUGUCAUGUGGCUGCAGGAAUUUAAAGAGUGGCUGAGUCAAUCAUCUGAAAAUGGUGUUGGUGGUAAUAAUAAAUUUAGGAGUGCCAUCUCACCUAAGAACAAAGAGAUGCAUCCGAAGAGCGAGAUAAAAGAUGAGGACCUUGCCGAGACCUCGAGAUAUAUCUCCGACUCUUAUCAGCUUUCUGAAGACGAGAGUAGCACAGCCAUUCUAGAAUCUGGAACCUCCUUUGCAGAUACAUCUACCGUUGUCAGUGCCAAACAAUAUUUCGAUCAACUUAGUGAAUCCGCUUCAAGAUUUUUCAUGGGCCAUGGUGCAGGGGAUAGACCUCUCUUGAGAAAUUCUAACGUGAAUCAGGAAGAUGUGAGAUUCUCAAAUAAUGAAGGGAGUGCGUCUGCAUUUGCUGGGAAUUCGCGCUCUAACGCCCUUGCAGUUCCCAGAGACGGGGAUAACAUGCAUACCAAAAACGUAAUCUCCCCUUCGACUUCGAUAAAUGAUAUUAGUGGCUCCCAUUCAUCGUCAGCUUGCCUAGGAUCUCCGCCUCAUUACCAAGAAGAUAUUUUGCAUCGACGCCAUAACUUAGAAGAAGAAUUUCUGCAGUUAUCUGCGGAAUCUUUCUCAGUGGCAUCUUCAGAUAGCAGUACAAGUUGUAGUGACGAUGAUUCCGUGGAAUUUGGCACUGCGAUAACUCGUGUUGAUCAAUCUGUUAUUGACAAUUCAUCUGAACGGAGUGGCAGUGCCUUCUUUUUAGCACCUUACCGAGACGAUGCAGGUGAUGCAUAUCCCGAUAAAAUUAUUUUGUUGAAGCAAAAUGGGACAUACAUGUCAAGUCCUUGCACUGAAGGAAAUUUUGCUAGCAUCAGCCGUAGAGAGGUGGAAACCUCCCCCCUUGCUUGCAGCAGCAGUUUCGACGAUGAUGUGCACGAUGGUGAAUCUUUAAGAUCUGUUAAGGGGAAAACUGAUUUGUUGAAGACAAAAAAAAAUAGGAAACCAAGAAAAAAAAUGAUUUCUUUACCUGAGGAGGAUGAUGUGCAUGGCGACAUUGACUCGUCGAAAAAGUCCAGUGACCAUGUGGGAGACCUGCAGAAGUGAUAUAGUUCAUGGAGGACAUGAAAUCGGUUGGUGAUGUAAAAACCCGUGCAGCUACAAUAGAGUGACAUAGCUAACCCCACUAUUAAGUUACAGAGUUCAAUUCAUCAAUUGAAUGAAAGAUGAUGUUAUUGAGAGUUAUUUCAAUUCCAGCGUGGCUUAUGGUUGGGUUAGUGAAUGUCUAGUUAGUACGUGUGCUGCAAUUUUCAGACCAGGAUAUAAUGAAAGGGGACUAUCAAUGCAAGGGAGCUGCGAACAAAUGUUGUAGAUUCUACGUGUGGAUGCAUGUGAUGAGUCAGGUAAUAGAUACUUCAGAUAGCCGAUGUAACUUUAAAUUUGGAACGUAUGUAAAAGUUACACCCGUGACGCAUUCCUGUAAGAGCAGUCUGAUCCCUUAGCACCAUCAAAGCUUAAAGUAGUUCUUGAGUGAUAGUCGAUUCAACUCUAUGGCCUUACUCAUCGUGGCUUCUUGUCUAAAUCUGAGUCGUGAUCGGAGCAGGAACUUGCUUUAGCCCUUUAUUCAUUUGCUUUUAAUUUGGUUUUCAUUCUUUUGGUCUGGGAUCACAUUUGGUUUCAUGUUCCUGUUGUAAAUGAAACAUUUAUUCCAUUUGUUCCAUUUGUAAAGAAUCUUAUGGUGUACAUAUUAGUUGUUAUACGACAUGUAGAUAUAAACAAGCUUCGAAGGGUUGUGAAAUGAUUAUACUACAUCAAAAUCGUUGCCCCCA
Messenger RNA from Erythranthe guttata (spotted monkey flower), 3238 nucleotides. RefSeq lists its product as uncharacterized. NCBI's taxonomy places the organism in Eukaryota, Viridiplantae, Streptophyta, Magnoliopsida, Lamiales, Phrymaceae. The record is from RefSeq and is a predicted model, not a curated record. Gene Ontology annotation, cellular component: cytoplasm.